This is a messenger RNA of Hyalella azteca, 548 nucleotides long. RefSeq names its product 39S ribosomal protein L55, mitochondrial (gene mRpL55). Gene Ontology annotation, cellular component: mitochondrial large ribosomal subunit. The coding region runs from base 99 to 476 and encodes 125 amino acids. The record is from RefSeq and is a predicted model, not a curated record. NCBI's taxonomy places the organism in Eukaryota, Metazoa, Arthropoda, Malacostraca, Amphipoda, Hyalellidae. The transcript is spliced from 4 exons. Gene Ontology annotation, biological process: translation. Gene Ontology annotation, molecular function: structural constituent of ribosome.
GAAUGAUUUCUGUCAUCUAAUGAGAUUUUUAUUUUCAGAUUUUGUAACUUAUCAUUCAAGAAUUAUUUGUAAGUCUUGAAAGAAAUUAAGUUGGUAUUAUGACAUCUGUUAACUUUGCUCUAAAAUGCUUCCCAAAGAUUAAUGCUUGGUCAUUCAUAUGUCAUCCCCGGAUUUUCUUGAGCACCAGCUGCACUCGAUCAAUCAACUGUCACCGAGCAAGCAUAACACGCAUCAAGAGUCCUGCCUAUUGUAGGAUGUAUCCUUGCUUACUAGUCAACAGUGAUGGCUCCACUAUCAAAGUCAGAUAUGAAAAACCUAGAAAAAUAAUCCGGCUGCCAGUUGAUGUCUCAACUCUAACGGAAGAAGAAAGGCUUGCUCGCUUGGAUCAAAGGAAGCCAAAAUCUAAGGUUGUGAUUGAAGAAGAAUUGCAUGAACUUGACAUGGCCAGCAAAUACUCUCAUCUUUGGAAAACCUGAAUGUUGUCAAUUCAAUAGUAUUUUAGGAAAUGUGUGUAAAUUUGAAUCAUAUUAAAUAAAAAUGAAUGGUUU